Messenger RNA from Diversispora eburnea, 2898 nucleotides. Lineage: Eukaryota; Fungi; Glomeromycota; Glomeromycetes; Diversisporales; Diversisporaceae. The record is from the annotation of a GenBank genome assembly.
AUGUCAAGCCAAGCUAAAAUUCAUGGUGAUGAUCCUAUUUCUGAUCCCAAUGGGUCUGAUGGUGGAAAUAAUCAACAAACGCCAACGAAAAGAAAGCGUUUGACACAAGCAUGUGAUGCAUGUCGAAAGAAAAAGGUGAAAUGUAGUGGUGAUAAACCUACUUGUAAUAAUUGUUUGCGACUUAACAUAGAUUGUACAUAUUCACCAAGUACGAGAAAGAGGGGUCCCAGAGUGGGAUUGGUUGAAAGCUUGGAAAAACGUCUUCAACAAAUGGAAAGACUUUUACAGCCUCUUAAAGAACAAGGUUUAGUUGAUGAACCGGAUGAUCAAACAUCCAUUCCUACUGCAAAAAAACUUCGUUUAAAUUCGGUAUCGGCCGAUGAAUUUACCGAUAUUACAGACAAUCAAGACAGUCAACAUUAUUCUUCUCUGGAACAAAGUUCACCCAUUUAUCAACAGUCAAAAGAAUACGUUAAAGUCCCGAAAUCACAAUCAAAAUUAAAUGAUCUAUUAUCACCACCAAAUUAUUCUAACGUUCAAAAUUCUCAAUCAGAAUUUAUCAAUUACUUUCCACAAUCGCCUCAAUCCUCAUCACCAGCCUCACAAGCUCGGCAAUUUCAAUUACAUACACCCGUUAGCCGUCACUCUCCUGUAAUAAUAAACGAUGCAAACCCCGAAACUGCCUCAGAUAAUCAAAGUUCUCCAAUAAAAACAGAAGAAAGUGACGACGAAACCUUUAUAUUUUUUGGAAACACUUCUGCUUCUCCAGGAUUUCGAUCUAAUAGCGACCUAAUUGCAUGCUCAAAAAGAAUGAAUGUACAAGGAAAAGAACAUUUACAUAAACAAACAUCUCCUCAAAAGACUAAUAAUUCUUCAGAACAAAAUACUCCAACUAUGAAUUCUUAUACAAUUGUGUUAAGCAGGCAGAAUAAUGAAUACCCAUCACAAGAAAUUAUAGAACAUCUCUGUUCAUGCUAUUUCCGACAUAUUGAUAAUCAAUUUACAAUACUUCAUGAGGCAACCUUUAAACGACAAUUACGACAAAAAAAAGUUUCGACUUUUCUUAUUCUUUCGAUGUGUGCUUUAGCCGCGAGAUUUACUGAUAAUCCUACUAUAAAAAAAGAUCCACCUUACUUAUCAGGCGAAACUUUUGCAUCUCUCGCCACUCAGAUGAUUAUACCAUCACUAGAUAAACCUUCUAUUGAGGUUGUUCAAGGAAUCGUUUUUCUUACUAUGCAUACUUAUGGCUCAUUAAAGGGACCAAGAUCUUGGAUGUAUAUUGGAAUGGCCAUAAGGUUUGUUAAUUCUUACUUGACGAUGGCACAAGAAUUGGGUUUGCAUAAAAUUGAUAGUCCAUCUUCAAAUACUCCAACUAAAAAAGAUUCGGAGGCAGCUUUUAUUACAAAAGAGACCCGAAGGCGUACUUUCUGGGUAUGCUUUAUGUUAGAUAGAUUUUCAGCUUGUGCUCUUGGAAGACCUACAUUGAUAGAUGAGGAAGAUUGUGAUGUUAGAUUUCCUUGUGCCGAUUCAAUUUGGAGUUCGGAAUAUCCAUUCACUAAUCCAUUAAUCAAUGAAUAUCUUAAAGAAAAUUAUGUUAGAACAGAUUCUCGCUUCACACUUGUGCAUAAUGGUCUCUUUGCCAUCCUUUGUAGUGUCAUUAUUUUAUUAGGUCGAGUUUCACAAUAUGUUAAUCGUACUAAGCCAACUUGCGAACUUCAACCUUGGGAUCCGCAAUCUGAAUUUGCAAAGCUGGAAAGAGAGAUAGAAGAGUGGUAUCAAACAAUCUUGAUUGAUUAUAAAUACUCUAAAGACACAUUUAAUUCAAAUGUUACUGGUGCAACAUUAGCAUCGGUGCAUUUGCUAUAUUACGCGGUGGUAGUGGUUCUCAAUAGACCGAACGUUGCACUACAGAACAGUGAUAUAGAAUUAAAAUUUGCGGCAAAAUCAGCAGCAAAAUGUAGUGCCGCUGCAAAUCAAGUCACUUCUAUAGCAGCCGAUGUUAUUCAUUACGGAGUACAUUAUAUGUGUCCAUUUACAGUAUAUCCAGUGUUUGCUACAGCGACUAUUCAUAUCAAUGAUAUGUAUAGUGAAGAUGCUAACAUUGCAAAUGCAGCCAGGGAAAGUUUAAAGAUUCAUAAAGAAUUUUUGUUGGAGAUGUCACCAAUUUGGGCAAUGGCCGGUAGAAUGAAUUGGAUGGUUGAAGAAAUGUGCGAAGUUAGAAAUGAACAAACUGAUACCGAUACAAAUUGUGGAAGCGCAUUUUUCUUCGAUCGUAAAAAAAAAUUUCGUAAUAGAACCGAUUUAAUGUCUACGGGAACCGAUGCAGGUUUCGUGACAUUCUGGAAUCGUGCAAAUAAUAAUAUAAUAGACACAAAUUUCAUUAACAAUAUGCCACCCAUGGGAUUUCCAGAUCAACUAUUAUCACCUCGAUGGCUAUUUAACGAUUCACCGAUCAUUGGUGAUUGGACAAAUUUUCUUCGUGCAAAUUCGCCGGGAACCUUGAAAAGACUCGCUAAAAAAGAACAUGAUGAAAAUGAAUAUGACUAUUUCUCUCAAGACAUGGCAUUAUAUGGGGGUACUCCAUAUUUUUAUGAAACAGCGCCGCCGUUCCCUGACAUGUCAGUAGGACAAAAUCUUCCAGAAUUGUCACCAAGAUUUUUGCAAACAAAUCGUCAAGCUAUUAAAAAUUGGGCAGAUAUAAGCUCAAUUGAUUCUUUCACUCAAGCUGCUUCCAUUAAUACAGCUCCUGCAUUAUCAAAUGUUGGAAAUAAUACAAUUUCACAAGAUUUAAAUUCUAUCGAUACGUCAAUUAAUUUUGAAUCUUCUAAUGUAAACGAUGUAAACAAUCAGGGUAGAAGUAGAACAACAGAAAUUCGGAUAGAUCCAAUUCUUCGUUAG